Cylicostephanus goldi is the source of this 447-nucleotide messenger RNA. The record is from the annotation of a GenBank genome assembly. NCBI's taxonomy places the organism in Eukaryota, Metazoa, Nematoda, Chromadorea, Rhabditida, Strongylidae.
AUGAUGCUAGAUGCAUUUCUUCUAGCAAUGGCUGCUGUUGGGAUUACCGCUAGAACUGCAGUGCUCAUUGUGCCAAACAUAGCUAUCAAGAUUUUAUUGCUGCUCAUCAUGCUGUUCAUAGGCUGCGUAUCGAUCGAUACUUUUCAUGCAAAUUAUAUGAAAGAAUCGGCAGGAAUUUUUAGCGACCCGGAGGUAGUGUCACAGUCUCCAGUAUCGCUGUGGCGUAAUGUUGUACAAACGUACCCGUCAUUACCGCUCUGGACCAUCGCCUUCAUCCUGUUGAUUUGUAUUGAAAUCAGGCUAUUUUUCUCUGCCUGGUACAAAAUCGCCUGGCGAAGUAACGAAAGUGAAGGAAAGAAAGCUGAGAAAGUGAGUGAUUCUGGCAUUUUUUACAGCUGGAAACUAUUAUUUCAUUGCGAAGUAGAUGGACUGUUCGACUUUCUAUGA